AACGACUAGCCUAUAAUCCUUGCUGUUGUUUGGAAUUUGUGUACAGUACACUUUUGUGAUUUACAUUUAUUUUUAAAGUACUUAACGGAACAAAAUUCUGUGCACAAAGCAGGUAUUUGGACCAAUCCUUUAUCCAAGCAUAAUUACUUAGGCAGCUCUGCUAUAGUUACAGAAUGGAAGCAGUUCAGAACUGAUCAGUAGUCUUUACCACCUUUCCUGAUUUGGACAUUCCUCUUAAGGCAUCUCCACAUCUUUUGACUGAGGUCUGAAAGUUUCAGUGCAGACACGAUGUGUGCUCUACCUGGUCCAGGCGGCCAAGUGAAGCGGAAGGAAAUAUACAAGUACGAGGCACCAUGGACAGUUUACAGCAUGAACUGGAGUAUUCGCCCAGACAAGCGGUUCCGACUAGCUCUCGGCAGCUUUGUAGAAGAGUACAACAACAAAGUACAGAUUGUGGCUCUUGAUGAAGAAACCUCAGAAUUUACUUCAAAGAGCACAUUUGAUCAUCCGUAUCCAACCACCAAAAUUAUGUGGAUUCCAGAUGCUAAAGGUGGCUAUCCUGAUUUAUUGGCCACCAGUGGAGACUACCUGAGAGUGUGGAGAGUCAAUGACAAUGAAUCUCGCUUGGAGUGUCUCCUCAAUAAUAACAAGAACUCCGAUUUUUGCGCUCCUCUGACUUCAUUUGAUUGGAAUGAGGUGGACCCAAACCUUUUAGGAACAUCCAGUAUUGACACUACUUGUACGAUAUGGGGCCUAGAGACAGGACAGGUGCUUGGUCGUGUCAAUGUGGUAUCAGGCCAUGUGAAAACUCAGCUGAUCGCCCACGACAAGGAAGUGUACGACAUUGCAUUUAGUCGAGCUGGAGGUGGGAGGGACAUGUUUGCCAGUGUCGGUGCUGAUGGAUCUGUUAGAAUGUUCGACUUGCGUCACCUUGAACAUUCCACAAUAAUCUACGAGGACGCCCAGCACCACCCACUAUUACGACUUUGCUGGAAUAAACAAGAUCCUAACUAUCUUGCUACUAUGGCCAUGGAUGCCAUGGAGGUCAUCAUUUUGGAUGUGCGAGUGCCCUGUACCCCAGUCGCUCGUCUGAACAAUCAUCGGGCAUGUGUGAAUGGCAUCGCCUGGGCCCCCCACUCCAGCUGUCAUAUCUGCACCGCUGCUGAUGACCAUCAAGCAUUGAUCUGGGAUAUCCAGUCCAUGCCAAGAGCAAUUGAGGAUCCUAUUCUGGCCUAUACAUCAGCAGGGGAGAUAAAUCAGAUUCAGUGGUCAUCCACACAGCCAGACUGGAUUGCCAUUUGUUAUAAUAACUGUCUUGAAAUUUUGCGUGUGUGAACAAAAUGGAGACAGUUUAUGCUAUUUAUUUGUCAUCGUCCAUAUUGAAAAAGCUUUUAUGUGCAUACAUAUGCCCAUGUAAUUUGAAAGCUAGAACAGUGAUUGAGAGAAGUAGAGGGAUGAUGUCCUUUAAUACAUUGUCUACUCAUUCUUUUGAGUUACAUGUACAGCACAAUGAUGAUAAUCUCUUAUUCAUUGAGAAAGAACCACCAAACUAAUUGGAUAGGUUCAAACAGAGCUAUGAUUAUCUCAGCGGUAGGCCUACCCCAUAAAAUAUGUGAGGAGUAGAGUAUUAUAUUUUUCUCUGUUAUUGUAAUACUUCAUGUUUAAGAUCGAGUUUAAUCCGUUCCUAUCAUGAAUUGAAUUUGAAGUGAUCAUAUUUUUUAACAUAAUGAUGAAAACAAUUGUCAGAUGAGAAAGUGCAAAACAUGUUAAUCCUAAAACACUGAUGAAAUCACAUUGAUUGGUGUGUAUGUGUCAUCCUCAGAAAUUACACCCUUCAUUCCCAUAGGCAUGUCCUACAUAUGAAUCAUAGUUGAUAUUUAUUUGAUAUAUCUCAAUUUCUGUGAUUAUUCAAAAUAUUUUUAGACGAAUCUGAAAGAAAUUGCUAAUUUAUGUUAAUUAUGUCUCUGGCUCAUUGAGCUUUUCUGAUUGAAGUUUGUUCAUUGUGUACUUGUACCUGUUUCCAUCCACUCACAUAGAAAAUAAUCAAAACAUCUAUAUGCCAAAUUAUCAAGCUUGGUAAAAAGUUCUACACUGAUCCAGAAAAAGCAUUGCUUUUCAGAGUGAGUGGAAUUUUAGUAUAAAAAUGACCAAUUCCAGAUUAAAUUACUUAAAUGUUUGACAGAGCAAAUAUUCCAGUUUGAUCCACUUUGAUUUUCACUGGUAAAUUUAUGACUUAUUCUCCAGAACAGCUUCAUUCCAGCUCACUUGUCACUUUGUUACUCUCCGAAGACGUGCAAUUUUUUUAUAGGGAGAGAGAUUUUCUUGGAAUUUUUCUUAAGGUGGAACAAUCAGCAAUUCAGACUAAAUUUUAUGGUUUUUGAUUGACUGAAGUUUGUUUUAUUUGUCUAUUUUGUAUGAAUACUUGCUUGGUUGCAACUUUGCUAAGUCGCUCCAGGUAGAGUUUUUACUCUGUAUGUAGUCUGUAUAUUAUUUGUAUAGUAUUGAAGCAACUCUUCAUUGAUGAAUUCUGCUAUGACUUGGGUGUAAGAUGUGGUCCAUUUACAUGUAUUGUAAAACAAAGAUUGUUCACAUUGUAAGGUAACUAGCCUGUAAUAACAUUGAUUGUAAUUAUUUAAGGUUGUGUUCAAAACAGCAACUAUUGAAUUUCAAUCUGAUUAAAAUCGGCAGUUCUAGCUGCUCUCAUGAAUCGGUAUUAUGCUGCAAAUUGUUGUCGGAGAAGAGCAUAUCUAAGCGGCUGAUUUUGAUUAGAUAAAUUGAUUUUGAAUUCAAAUAUAUAUACUUUAUUCAAAAAGGUGUCUUGAAUCAUUGUAUGAUAUUUUGGUGGAUAACAAAAUACAUGCAUGUUUGUCAGUAUGCACUGAAUUCAUAAAUGCAGACAAUGAUGAAAAGAGCAUGGAAAUUAACUUUACUCAGUGGUUUAUUCUUCAUUUGCCAGAAUCAUUUUAAGUUUUGAAGUGCAUUAGAAAUAUAGUUUUCAUAGUGUACAAUGUAUAGACUAUGUGCAUAUUAUGUAGUUUUAAGUGAUUUUUAUUGAGUUUUCAAUCACUAGUGGCAUUUACAUGUCAAGAUACAAAACUUCAUAUAUCAUGUAUUCAGUAGACCAUGGAGAUUCAGUAUUCCGUGAAAUGUUUGCCUUUUUGUAUGGGUGUAUAUGUAGUCCAUGUAGUGACUAGCUGUUAAUCUACAGAGUUAUACAUGUACAUGCAAUUCAGCCAAAAUAAACAUGUUAUGAUGUACCAUAUCACCCUAAUCAUGGGGGUCACUUGAGGUUGAGAUUCCUUUAAAUAUCUAAAUGCAGAGUAAAAAGGUCAAGGUCAUGGUUCACUGUUAGGUCAGUUGAUAAAGUUCAAGGUCAUUGUUAAAUGUUAAAGUAUUAAAUGGAAAGAUGGAAAAGCUGAUAUUUACAAUGUAGCACAAGGGUUGGUUAAGACAAAACAUGUUGUAACCCUGAAUAAUGGUCUUUUGGACAAGAUAAAUUUUGCUGAUAACGAAAUUUGAAAUAUUUAUUUAGACCAUAAUUUUGUGACAGAACAUUUAAAAGAAGUACAUGUCAAGUUAGAUAAAAAAAAAAACAAAAAAAAACAAAUAAAUAAAUACAAAUCCUGUUUUCAGCAUUUGAAAAUUUCAUUCAUUACUUAUUCAAUAUGAAGCUCUUCUGUUUUAAAGUUUAUUUGUCCUGCAAUACUCAGGUGACAAAAUAAAGCUCUUCUAUUUUAAAGUUAUUUAUCCUGCAAUACUUAGGUGACCUUCAAGAUUAUUCUUCCAUACCAACAGUGAACUAAAUGUCAAGGCUGAUGCUUUAUUCAUUAACAAUGUUUUACAAAUGUGUUCAUUUUAUGUUGAUAGGAUUAAAUCACAUUAUUUUCACAGGAAGUAUGGAUAUUACUACAACCCCCCUCCCCUAUUUUUAAUAUCAAAAAAAUUGGUGGCAAUAAUUUCUCUGAAAUGUGUGAAUUCCCUGUCUAUCUCAUCCCUCUUUCGAUUCAUGUAAUCGUUUCACGCUUUUUGUAAGCUUUAGAGAUUGGCCUUCUACAGGUAUAAUAAAAUAUUAUUAUAUCGGUAGAAGGCCAAUCUCUAAAGAGAAAUUAUUGCCACCAAAAAAAAAAAUAUAUUAAAAAAAGGGGGGGGGGGGUAGUACUAUCCAUACUUCAAGUGCCUGUGAUUAUUUUUCAUGAACUAACUUGUCAUCAAAUGUAAAUAUAUGAUUUUAAUAUAAAGCUUUGUGAACCCAAAUUUUACUGCCAUUCAACUAUUUCCUAUGUUUUCAUUGCAUGAGUAUGUGAAUAAAAUGAGGAAAUCAUGUUUAAGGACAUUCUGGACGUUUCUGA
Molecule: messenger RNA, 4349 nt
Organism: Ostrea edulis (European flat oyster)
Lineage: Eukaryota; Metazoa; Mollusca; Bivalvia; Ostreida; Ostreidae
Product: DDB1- and CUL4-associated factor 7
Exons: 10
Coding region: 289-1335 (348 amino acids)
Cellular component (GO): nucleus
Molecular function (GO): protein binding
Source: RefSeq, a predicted model, not a curated record